AUGUGCUGCUUACAGAGUUACAAGCGUGGACGAAGAAAGCUGCCAUUCAACCUGUUUAGAAGCAGCUCUAAACUCGACUUUGAAAUCGUAGUCGUUGAUGUUCUACCGGAUGCUAAUCCAGGAUCUAAGCCAAAGGUGGAAGUAGAAGUGGUCAAUACAGGAGCACACCCGAUUUACGUACAACUCGCACUUCAUGAACAACAACUGCUGUUUGAGACCAAUCUCCUUGCGAACGACGGCAAAGUGGAUGAUACAAGCUUCCCGACUGUUUAUAAGAAGGUUGAGUCCGGAGAGUCAAAACGACUGUUCAAAGGAUUCAACGAUGAAAGUCAAGACUUUUACGAGAAAUUCUUCGAAAAUUCGCCAAACAUCCCAUCGCAGCUAUUCGGAAGUUUAAACAUUAUCCCUCAAUGGUGCAAAGCGUCGGAAAAUCUCUCUUCGUUCUUCAAUUCAGAGAACUACUUCACGUAUUCAAAUCAAGACUGCGAUUCUACCUUGGCUGAGUUCUUCAUGUUAAACUUGGAAUGGCACCGGGAAUACUUCGAAAGCCUACAAAAGCUCCCCUCUCGAAGAAAGCCCAAAGGGCGCCGUCAGUCAUAG
Oikopleura dioica is the source of this 600-nucleotide messenger RNA. The record is from the annotation of a GenBank genome assembly. NCBI's taxonomy places the organism in Eukaryota, Metazoa, Chordata, Appendicularia, Copelata, Oikopleuridae.